AUGGAUGCUCAGAGUUUGCAGCGACAGAUCCGUCACUUUGCCACAUCUUACCCUUCAAUACAUUUAAAUUGGGGUCUAUCUGCCCAAUUUCCACUUGCAACAUGGAGCUCCUUGAAGUCGUUGUUCCUAGAGGAUGCCGACGUGAAGAAGUUACGAAUUGUUGCGGAUCAUGUUGGCAAUAUAGUGCCAAGUGACAUCGCCAGCCCCAUAUUCAAAGACUUUCUUGAAAUGGUUCGCGUUGGCAGAUUGAAUGUUAAAAUAUCGGCCCUUUAUCGCAGGUGUGGAGAGGACAUUUCGAAGAUGAAGUCUAUUGUCCAGAGGAUUGCCGAUACUGCGCCAUCUGCGCUCAUCUGGGGGAGUGACUGGCCUCAUGUUGAUGCAUCUCAAGUAAAAUCCACAGAGGUGCCACCCACGGCAGAUAUCAAGCGAGAGCUCUCCGAACUGCAGGAUUGGUUAUCCAAGGAUCAAUUCCGGAAGAUGCUGGUGGACAACCCACAGCGCCUCUUCGGAGCUUGA
Aspergillus oryzae RIB40 is the source of this 516-nucleotide messenger RNA. RefSeq lists its product as uncharacterized. Bases 1 to 516 code for a protein of 171 amino acids. The transcript has a single exon. The record is from RefSeq and is a predicted model, not a curated record. Gene Ontology annotation, molecular function: hydrolase activity. NCBI's taxonomy places the organism in Eukaryota, Fungi, Ascomycota, Eurotiomycetes, Eurotiales, Aspergillaceae.